CUCCCCCCCCCCCCCAGGGAUGCCGCUGCUAAUGCAAAUUUCUGCCUUAUAGGUGAUGUAAGCUAGCUCACACCUGGGCGUGCCAUGUGCACCCCCUGCUUGUCCCUCCUGCCCUUCCUCUUCUAACCCUCCCUUCUUCCAGAAGAGCCUGAAGCAGCGUCUGGGGAAAAGUAACAUCCAGGCACGAUUAGGCCGCCCGGCGGGAGCCCUGGCUCGUGGGGCCUUAGGAGGACGGGGGCUGCCGAUGGGGCAGAGAGGCUUGCCCCGGGGCGCCAUGCGCGGGGGACGCGGAGCGCGGGGGCUGCUGCGCGGAGGAAUCCCGCUGCGAGGAUACAGUUUGCUUCGGGGGGGCCGGGGUCUUGGCCCCCGGAUGGGCCUGAGGAGAGGAGGCAUGAGAGGGCGGGCAGGGCCCGGCAGGGGUGGCCUGGGCCGAGGAGCCAUGGGACGGGGCGGCCUCGGCGGCAGAGGUCGCGGCAUGGCCGGCCGGGCCAGGGGCGGCUUCGGGGGCCGCGGAAGAGGCCGGGGCCGAGGAAGAGGCACCACUCGCCCGGCGCUGACCAAGGAGCAGUUGGAUAACCAGCUGGACGCUUACAUGUCGAAAACGAAAGGACACCUGGACGCCGAGCUGGAUGCUUACAUGGCCCAGACGGACCCGGAAACCAACGAUUGAGACUGGGGAAGGGGGACGGGGACCCUUGUUGUUGGGGGGGGGCAACGGGGACGGGGCAUAGAUUGGUCCUCCGACUCACGGCGACCACCACGAACGCCGCCAAGCUCAUCCUGCCGGGGAGGGGCCUGCGAAGCGGGAAUUUAGAAAGCCCAGGAGUUUUUCCCUUUGAAAUGUUUCCUCGCUCCUGGUUGUGCGGAGGGGAGACCCUUUAAUCGGGGUGGGGGUGUCUGAACAGCUCCUGUUGGGUCCCGGUCCUCCGUCCCGGACCCCCCCCAAAUCUUUGCCCCGCAGUGGAGGAAGAUCGCAUGUCUCCCCCUUCCUUCCUCUCCCCCUCUCUUGCCCCCCCGGGGGGGGGGGGGCUUUCCCAACAGGCCACAUUGUGACUUGGUGGCUGGGGUCUCAAGCUGGCAGCAUCCUCCUUAACACCCCCCACCAGGAGAAAAGUUAAAAUUACGCCCCCAAAUUUGAUUUUUCUAAACCCCAGAAGAAGCCGAGGGGGGUGGUUGUUUUUUUAAUGGCGACAAACACGUGUUUUUUUUGGGGGGGGUUGGUUUGCCAAGGAGACGGUCACUCUUCUUCUCUUCCCCCCACUUCAUCCUCCUCUCUCUCCCCCCCCCUCCCCGUCGCUAUUUGCGGUUUUGUGAACGCCUCCGUUCCGAAAGGCAUCUUGUAUGUUAACAUCCGGGUUUUCUGUAAGGAACAAUUCAUGGCAGGGAAAAUGAAAACUGUGGACUGUGUGUGCCUGUGGUGUGUUUGUGUCUGUGUGUUUUUUUUCUUCUACAAAGAAAAGUUGCUGGGAAUUCUGAACAGCUGAAUCCACGUUGGGGGGGGGGUUGCUGGCCACCGCCCGCCGAGAUACCCCCUCCCAUUUUUCCCUUUGAAUUUCCUAUAUAUGGCUUCCUUAAAUUGUCCCCUAUAUAUAUCUCUCUCUCUCAACUUCCGUCGGCAGCUAAAUAAACCAGAGUUAUCAUUCUUA
Thamnophis sirtalis is the source of this 1646-nucleotide messenger RNA. NCBI's taxonomy places the organism in Eukaryota, Metazoa, Chordata, Lepidosauria, Squamata, Natricidae. The record is from RefSeq and is a predicted model, not a curated record.